This is a messenger RNA of Balaenoptera ricei (Rice's whale), 532 nucleotides long. RefSeq names its product large ribosomal subunit protein uL15-like. The transcript has a single exon. Gene Ontology annotation, molecular function: structural constituent of ribosome. Gene Ontology annotation, biological process: translation. Gene Ontology annotation, cellular component: cytosolic large ribosomal subunit. NCBI's taxonomy places the organism in Eukaryota, Metazoa, Chordata, Mammalia, Artiodactyla, Balaenopteridae. The coding region runs from base 30 to 506 and encodes 158 amino acids. The record is from RefSeq and is a predicted model, not a curated record.
UUUCGAGGGUCUAUCAAAAUGGAAAAGGCAUGCACAGCUCUUUGGUCUCGGCCGCCGACAUGCCACCCAGACUAAGGAAGACCCGGAAACUUAGGGGCCACGUGAGCCACGGCCACGGCCGCAUCGGCAAACACCGGAAGCACCCGGGAGGCCGUGGUAAUGCUGGUGGCAUGCAUCACCACAGGAUCAACUUCGACAAAUAUCACCCAGGAUACUUUGGGAAAGUUGGUAUGAGGCAUUACCACUUCAAGAGGGACCAGAGCUUCUGCCCAGCUGUCAACCUGGAUAAAUUGUGGACCUUGGUCAGUGAGCAGACACGGGUAAAUGCCGCCAAGAACAAGACUGGAGCUGCUCCUAUCACUGAUGUGGUUCCAUCGGGCUACUACAAAGUUCUGAGGAAGGGAAAGCUCCCACGGCAGGCUGUCAUCGUGAAGGCCAAAUUCUUCAGCAGAAGAGCUGAGGAGAAGAUUAAGGGUGUCGGUGGGGCUUGUGUCCUGGUAGCUUGAAGCCACAUGGUGGGAGAUUCAUUAAA